UGGCGCAAGUGCUUGCUUUCCUUAUAAAUUCACUUCUUUGGAAAAAAAACUUAUUGAAUAUAAGAAACAAAUACAAAGAUGAAUGUAAUAAGAUUUUUCUCUUUGAAGAACUAAAGAAUCUAAUUGUGUUUGACUGCAAACAAUGUAUAAGGCAGAAUGAGGUUCUUGGGACUACCGCGGAGCUUCCGGACCUGAUGCGGGCGCCCUGUCUUGGACUGUCCCACCUUGCUCCUCUACUGCUCCGGGUGCUCCCGCGCCCAGACUGGUUUCCGGGGAUUGUGACUUGCAGGGUCCGCCAUGGAGCCAGAGCAGAUGCUGGAGGGACAGACGCAGGUUGCAGAAAACCCUCACUCUGAGUACGGUCUUACAGACAAUGUCGAGAGGAUAGUAGACAAUGAGAAGAUUAAUGCAGAAAAGUCAUCAAAACAGAAAGUGGAUCUUCAGUCUUUGCCAACUCGUGCCUACCUGGAUCAGACAGUUGUGCCUAUAUUAUUACAGGGACUGGCUGUGCUUGCAAAAGAAAGACCACCAAAUCCCAUUGAAUUUCUAGCAUCAUAUCUUUUAAAAAACAAGGCACAGUUUGAAGAUCGAAACUGACUUAUUGGGAAGAACAGAAAAAAUUUUGUUUCUACUGUAGAUUUACAUGAUUAAGAGGCAGCUUUAAUUGCCAAGAUUCCCCCCCCCUUUUGGAAGUAUAAGAACCUUCAGGACAACAGAACUUAUUUCCGGAAUUGCAGAAGAAAACAUUUCCCUUAUUUUGAUUUAAUCACAAUACUUAUUUAAUGAGUGUAUUCUGUGCAAUUUUUUUCUCAGAUUGUCUUUAACUUUGUUUUUAAAAUGACCUUCAAAAUAAACUGUUAAAACGUCA
This is a messenger RNA of Prionailurus viverrinus (fishing cat), 868 nucleotides long. RefSeq names its product dpy-30 histone methyltransferase complex regulatory subunit (gene DPY30). NCBI's taxonomy places the organism in Eukaryota, Metazoa, Chordata, Mammalia, Carnivora, Felidae. The record is from RefSeq and is a predicted model, not a curated record. The transcript has 6 exons. Gene Ontology annotation, cellular component: Set1C/COMPASS complex. The coding region runs from base 298 to 597 and encodes 99 amino acids.